This is a messenger RNA of Stegostoma tigrinum, 11878 nucleotides long. RefSeq names its product somatostatin receptor type 5-like. The transcript is spliced from 3 exons. The record is from RefSeq and is a predicted model, not a curated record. The coding region runs from base 1070 to 2263 and encodes 397 amino acids. Gene Ontology annotation, biological process: regulation of insulin secretion; cellular response to glucocorticoid stimulus; neuropeptide signaling pathway. Gene Ontology annotation, molecular function: neuropeptide binding; somatostatin receptor activity. NCBI's taxonomy places the organism in Eukaryota, Metazoa, Chordata, Chondrichthyes, Orectolobiformes, Stegostomatidae. Gene Ontology annotation, cellular component: membrane; neuron projection.
UGCUGUAUAACUUUAUCCAGGAUUCCUCAACAGUACAUUCCACACCCCUUUUUUCAGCACCUGCAAGGACAGACGGAGCAAAAGGUUCCGGGACAUGUUACUUUCAAACUGAGACACCCCCUGUUAAACAAUCGUCAGUCUAUGGACUGCAUUAGUAUAGAAGUGAAUCGUCCUAGGGAGGAGAGAAGCUGAUUUACCCGUCUAGUUAACUAUACAGGCACUCAGUACCGGCUGUCACUGACCCCCUCCAAAUAUCAACGUUACCUUUCGGCCUCUGUGUGCUUUGGAACAGAAGACAUGGUUUUGCCCAGAAUUGGGGAACGAGCCGAGAAGUGACUGGAAGUGUGAAGAGGAAGACCGGAGAGGGGGCGAGCAAGGAAGAGAACCCAUCCCUGAAAGGAGGCGAGAUGACCACGGAGCACUGCUCCUGAGUUUGUGACCAGCGGAACAUGCGUCUGUAGUUCUGUUUCAGAUGGAAAAUUCGACGGUUUGGGAAGAUCUCAGUCAAUUAACAUGCACUCUUGCUCACUUUUAAUAUUCACUCAGUCGGUGAAGACUCAUGGGUUAAGUGCCACAUUUGAAUCUGUAUAAUGGCUGAUGAAUGGAUCGGGUUACAUCUGUUGGAGCUAAGAGGCUGUGUGUUCCACAUGUAAUGCUUGUGUUCUUUGGUGACUCAUACGCACUACGAUCUACUGAUUCGACAGUUUGUUUGAGGAGGGGAGUACAUGCAGAUCUGAGACUCCCCUCCCAACACACACACACACAGAGAGAGAAUCCAGUCUGCAACCAAUGCCUCUCUCGCUCUCCUAAUCACUGAAUGCCUCAGACAGGAACUCAGAUGUUCUGCAAAGUCGCUUAGAAUUGAACAAGCUUAGAGCCAGCAGGGCUGCUUGUCUCCGAUCAGGUGUCUAUAACCAGCUCCUUCGAUCUGCUUCACACGCUCCUGAACUGUCCUGGAGCAUCUUCCUUGAACCACUUUAAAGGUCAAGAGCUUAUUGAAAAGCCCUCGCUGCCCUGCGCUCUCCUGUCGGACCUUUUUAAAUUCCAGAUCUCCAACCCUCACGAUUGGAUGGCACAUAUGCUGGAAAUAACCCACCAGGGGAACAUUGGACAUAGGUAUAAUUUUGUCCAGAGUGAAACCUUGAGGACUACACUGCAAGAGAUGGAGCCUCUAAAGAUAUCCACUGUCCCUAUCUGGGAACAAAGCACAGAGAAGAUCAAUGGAUCAGCAUUCAGGAAUGAGUCCCAUAAUGGGACGCAUGGAGAGCCAUUCAUGUCUAGCGUUCACACCAUUGUGCUUCCUGUAAUUUAUUUCAUUGUUUGUGUAGUAGGUCUCAGUGGGAAUACUCUAGUUAUCUAUGUUGUUGUAUGCUAUGCCAAAAUGAAGACAGUGACCAAUAUCUAUAUCCUGAACCUAGCUGUGGCUGAUGAACUCUUUAUGCUUGGACUGCCCUUUAUUGCUGCUCAAAAUGCCUUGAGCUAUUGGCCGUUUGGAUCAUUCAUGUGCCGGCUGGUCCUAACUGUCGAUGGCAUCAACCAGUUCACCAGCAUCUUCUGCCUGACCGUCAUGAGCAUUGAUCGCUACCUUGCGGUGGUGCAUCCUAUCAGAUCCACCAAAUGGCGUUGUCCUCGGAUUGCCAAGAUGAUCAAUGCCUCUGUGUGGAUAUCAUCCAUUGUGGUUGUUCUUCCGGUUAUCAUAUACUCUGAGGUCCAAACUGAUAUUAACACUUGCAACAUUAACUGGCCAGAGCCCAAGUCAGUUUGGGGUGCAGCCUUUAUCAUAUACACAGCAGUUCUGGGCUUCUUUGGCCCACUGUUAAUAAUAUGUCUCUGUUACCUACUGAUUAUAAUCAAAGUUAAGUCUUCUGGUUUACGUGUUGGAUCAACCAAACGAAGAAAGUCUGAAAGAAAGGUUACCAGAAUGGUCAUUGUCAUUGUCGUUGUAUUUGUGAUUUGCUGGCUCCCAUUUUACAUCCUGAAUAUUGUUAAUCAAAUUUCCACCUUGCCAGAGGAACCUGUUUCUGUGGGAAUAUAUUUCUUUGUGGUGGUCCUCUCCUAUGCCAACAGUUGCGCCAAUCCUGUACUCUAUGGGUUUCUGUCAGACAACUUCAAGAAGAGUUUCCAGAAAGUUCUGUGCUCGUGCAAGACCAAUGGCGUUGAAGACACAACUGAACAAAAGCAAGAGAAGAGUCGAUUUCCAGAUACAUGUAUGACACAGAGAUUGGCUGAACCAAAUGGCUGCAUGCAAACAAGUCAGAUUUAAGGAAGGUGCCCCAGCCACACGUAGUGAUGCUCAUGAGUUCUGACAAAGUGCUCUCCACUGCUUGGUAGUUGGCCAAGUGCUUGUGGAGAGCACUGCAAAAUCUUUUAAAGGUCCAGAGCUCACUUUGGGCUAAAUGUGAGUGUUAACUGCAAUUGUUGGUGGUCCUCCGUGUUUGUGUGUGUGUGUGUGUGUGAGAGUGAGUGAGUGAGUGAGUGAGUGAGUGAGUGAGUGAGUGAGUGAGUGAGUGAGUGAGUGAGUGAGUGAGUGAGUGUGUGUGUGUGUGUGUGUGUGUGUGUGUGUGUGUGUGAGUGUGUGUGUGUGUGAGUGAGUGAGUGUGAGUGAGUGAGUGAGAGUGAGCGAGUGAGUGAGUGAGCAAGCGAGAGAGAGAGAGCAAGAGUGUGUGUGUGUUUGUCUGUAUGUGAGAGAGUGUGUGUGUGUGUGUGUGUGUGUGUGUGUGUGUGUGUGUGUGUGUGUGUGUGUGUGUGUGUCUGUCUGUCUGUCUGUCUGUACAGUUGCUCUUUGGUAAAGAAUGAAGGUGUAGACUUUGAAAGUUGGGGGCACUCUUUGAACAUACAUAUGGAAGGAGUUACACUCCCCACAUAAAAUAAAUGGUCCGCAUUUCAUUUCUGGUGGUACAAGUCUCAUGAAUCAAUCAGCCCCAUUGGGUUAGUGGUUCUGUUUACAAAAGUCUUUGAAAAAUGCAUUUCAUGGUAAGAAAUCAUUGACUUCACGUUUAAAUUUUUAUGUGAGGACAGCCAUUAUCUUGAAACAAAAUUACAGUUCCGUUGUAAUGUGUGUGUGUUUUCCAUUAUACCGUUUGGUUGUGCAGUGUAGUAGUAUAGAUGCUGAAUGGCACAAAGCUGUAAAACUGCCCUUUCACCUCCAGCAUGUGAGUUUAAACCUGGCAUUGCUAAGUGAGCGGUUUUCUCCUCUUAAGAGCCCUUCAAGCUCUGAAAAUUUGGCAAUCACAAUCCAGGGAUGUGGGACUUGAGUACAAAGCUAUUUGGAAUUCCAAGUGGAGAAUGCUAACAUGAGAAGUGAAAAUAAAAACUGAUGCAACUAGAUGGAGCUCUUUUAAAGGAAGGGUACAUGAGAGUAAAGUGGGGGAAGAUUUAUAUCCCAUUCAUCCCAUACUACACCUCAAUUAGAUGUUACCAAGCAGGUGGGAAUGUUGUAAAGGGAUUGGGGGUCUUGGCUGCAAAGCCUACUGUACCUUGUGCCACUUGGGCAAGACUUUUCAGAUGACAGAAAUUUUUGCCCCACCAACUGAAGGCACAGCAGAGAUGGAAUCCCCACGGAUCACAGACCCCUGCGGCCAUGCCAUUUAACACUCCGAAAAGUGUCAGUGACAGGACUUCUGUCACACACUCUACCUCAGCCUUGGAGCUCCAGUGGCCAGUGGAGGGUCCCCAGAGAUCAGGAUGGGGCUGGGGCUUUACAGGCCAGGGAAGGAGGUGAGGCCCAAGGGAGGGGGGCAGAGGAUUGUGGGCCUCGAUGGAGAGUCUGGGGGUGUUGGCAUUGGGGUGACAGCCUCCGCAGAGGGGUGGCACACUUUGAGAGAGGCAGUGGGGUGCCCAUUAUGGAAAAGAGGGACUUUGAGUAAGAUGCCCACUCUCGCUGCCCAGGGUCCAAGCCAAAUAAACAUGGUGGGCUUCACCGUGUUCCUCCUGAUUUAAAAUUCCGUCCAAGUGGGGAGUGGCAGAUUUUGGAUCUUUUUAUAGCCAACAUCAGCACUGGGGAGUUGGUAUCAUCUGCCUGUACCACACCAAUCAAAACCUUGGAAAAUGAGGGAGCCAAGCCCAGGGAAGUAAUGGGUGGCGGGGGAGGAGGUGGUAAGUCAUGGGGGAGAUGGAGGAGAUCCGCAAUAAGGACAGGAGAUGGGACUUGGUGGAUCUCACAACUUUGCUCUAGAGGCAUCAAAUCCCCACCACCCUCCCCAACUUCCUUGCACACCUUCCCCCCCCCAACCUGAGAACUACUGACCAGCCCCAGCUCCCCUUCUGGUUCUUUACAGUGCCCCUUGCUGGCUUAAUACCAGUGGCAGUGGGGUGAGUGACACAAUUGGGCAUAAUUGCCCCUUUAAAGGUGUCGAUUUUUAGCAGAGUGGAAAGUACUGUUCUGAGUCAUCCCACUAAGGACUUAACUGGGGUGGAGACAGGAAGAUAGCAGAGCCCUGCCAUCAACCACUUACCUGAUUAAAUGCCCUUCCCAUUGACCAACCCGUGAAGCAGGAGGGCACAAGUUCUGCCCAUUGACACCAGCAUUGUGGACUGGAAAUGCAGCUCAGUAUUCUGACAAACAGAAAUGAACACUCUGUCUGCACAAAAUCCUACAAAAUAUCAUCUCUGCUAGUCAGCCUGUGUUCUGGUUGUUAUCAUCUAUGUUUCACAACAGCAGAAACAGAACUGUUUUGGUAUCCAGUCUGGAAGCAUUGGAACCUGCCUCUUGUUGUGAUCCCAAAAUGCAUUCCUCCAGAGAAGGGAGAAAGUGCAGAUCAUUUUUCAGGAUAUAUUUACCAAUAUUUGAAAAUAUCCAAUUUCCAGACCUUCAGAUCUUCCAGCUAUAUUUUUCAUAAAUAGCUUUUAAGAAUUUCUGUCUCAGACUGAAGAGGAGAUAAUGUUCCUCUAACGACUGAUAAUAGAGGUAGAUCUGUAAAGGAUCCAGCAUUUUGCUUUUUAAAUGUAACAGAGACAGAAAAAAAAAGUACAUGACUGUUGCAAUCAUAGAAUCUGUACAGUGUGGAAGCAGGCCAUUUGGCCCGUCAAGUCCACACAAACUCUCUGAACAGCAUUCCACACAGACCCACAUCCCUUCUCUAUCCUGGCAUUUCUCAUGGCUAAUCCACCCAACCUGCACAUCCCUGGACACUAUUGACAAUUCAGCAUGGCCAAUCCACCAAACCUGCACAUCUUUGGACUGUGGGAGGGAACCAGAGCACCCGGAGGAAACCCACGUAACACAGGGAGAAUGUGCAAACUCCAUACAGACAGUCGCCUGAGGGUGGAAUCGAAUGCAGGUCUCUGGCACUGUGAGGUGGCAGUGCUAACCACUGAGCUGCUCCUGUUGUCUACUGAUUUACUGCUGUGUGGAUGUGGUUCUUUCCUUGUACUAAAAGGGAGUAUACUUUGAGUAUAUUCAUUGGCUGAGCAAGGAGUUGCAGCGAAUAUGGUAUUUGUCUGCCUCUAUCAUCAGCUUACCAUUAAUCAGUGAAAAGGGUGCUGCAGUAGGGUCUCUAUCUUUGAGCUAGAAGUUCUACAUUCAAGUCCCACCUGCUCAAGAACUGUGUCAUAACUUUUCUAAACAGACUGUUUGGGAAACUAAUCUAUCUGUAGCCACUUGCUGCCCUGAAAUAAUGUCCCAGGAUUUGUGACUUAAAUAACAUUGACUUUAAUGGCUUUCAGCAUCACUAAUGUACAAAGUCACCCAGCAAUUUAUGGUAAGAAAGAGAUUCUCCCCUAAAUGUUGAAUCACUACAGAUCACUGGAAAAUUUGUGUCCUUCUACCAUGAGGUUUCAGGACACUGCUUGCUCAUCCUUCACCUCCCUCUGAUCCAUGGAAUCCCAAUGGUGUGGAAGCAGGCCUUUCAGCCCAGGCUGACUCUCCAAAGAACAUCCUACCCAGACUCACCCCGUUGCCUUAUAAUGCUCGUAUGGUUAAUCCAUUGCCUGCACACAAUGGGCAAUUUAGCAAGGCCAACCCACCUAACCUGCACAUUUUUGGAUUGCGGGAGGAAACCAGAGCACCUGUGGGAACCCACACUGACACAGGGAGACUGUACAGACAGUCACCCAAGGCUGAAAUUGAACCCAGGUCCCUAGCUCUAUGUAGUAGUCGUGCUAACUUCUGAGCCACUGUGAUCAAGUUGCUGCAUACGUCUACAAACUCACCAUAGAAAGAUAGUAUUAGCAAAUAAAAACUCCUUUAAUGAGGAAAUGUAUGCUCCUGCUUAACCCUCAACCUCUGACCCAGAAGGCAAUCUGUCUAAAAUGCCAAGUCUCAUUCCUAUUGGUAGCAAAUUGUUGUGGAAGAUUGAUGUUGAUUUAAAAUUUUUUUAAAAAUAGUUAGUUAGUUCGCCAUUUUAUUUUGUCUCUGUUAAUCCGCCCUUUCAUCUUUGUUCUCAGGGCCUGGUUUGAUGUAUUUGCUGCAUUCCCUUCUUCAUUAUUCCUCAGUUUCAUUCUUAAUCUUUUAAUCCCUUUGGUUAAAGAGCCAGUCUGUCACUUCUGGGCUUCAUCCAGGAUGCGCAAUCUUGUCAUCAGCCUCAUUUGCAGCAACCUGCAGGGCAGAAAUGUUCUGAGCUGAAGGGCAGUUGGAAAAAGUCCGUAUAAAAAUGCCAGCAAAAUUUGGACCACUUACAUAAAAUCGGGUGCUUUAUCCUCGGAACGUUCUUUUUAAAUGGGAUUUGUUUUGAGAGAUUUUCUGAAGGUGAAAUGGAGAGGAUGAGGGCUGUGCACGGAGCGGGGGAGAGGGCUAUGAUCUUGUCGCUGGUUCCACCCUGAGGUAUGGGCAGGCUGGGGUUUCCAAUGUACCCUCUACCAAAUGUGAUCUUUCAUGCUGGGGAGCUAAUGUGAUCUCAAUAGUGAAUACAGGCUUAAGAUUUCACAAGACAGAAAGAGGAUUCUGAUUAUAAGAAGGGCUGAAGGGGAAGCCACACAAAUGGUGAAAGAGAGAUGGGGGUGAAACCUGUUUCAGACUGAGAGGAUGGUUUGUGGCAGGAUUGUAAAUGACUUGCUAGCCAGCUGGGUGGUGGGAGAUAGGAGGGCUGACACACACUGAGCAUUGAUGAAUUGCUGUAACAAAUAUAAAUACUACAAAUUACCAAGCAUGAGCACGUUGUGCAGUUUGUUAUGGUCUCUGUUCAUGUCUUCAGAUUCAUUAUGUGUGUAAGGCAGCCAAAUGCUAAUGUGUUUGCAGAGGAGAGAACGCAACAUCUAUCAACUGUGUUCUGUACCUAUUCAGAAAAUAAAGCAGAAACUGAAUGCCCUUAUUUAGCAACAACAGCACACUGUGAAAUAGCUUAUGCUGAAAUUGUAAUAAUUGCUUUUUACUUCACUUACUAGAAAGAAAUGCAGCGUAAAAUGUGUCUCCAUUUCUUCACUGCGGGCCAAUAUUGUGAAUGUGUUUGCGUUUUUUUCUGUAUUCCCUUGUGACAAUCAUGGAUCCAUGGAUGAAAUGUCUGUAAAAUGGUCAAUUUGUUUCCUGGAGUAAGAGUUUUCCCAAAUUUGCUUUUUGUUCCCGAUUUCAAGCCUUCUAUCCAGAGACAAUCAUAUUUGAGGCGCAUCCUUUUGCGAUCGUCUUAACUUGGACGUAAAGUGACCGUCAAGAAUUUGUGCAUCUCAGACUCUUCAAUGAUGGGUAAAUGCACCUCUUGGCUUGGUCCUACAGUUUGUGCCAAUACAAUGAAAUCGACCAACAUUGUAUUGUGAAAAUGUGUUACAAUCAGUGGCAGCACAGUGCUGAAUGACACAGGAGGUCUGAAAGUGUGGGCUUGAAUGGUGGAUGUUGCUAUGAAGUCGGUCGUUGACAAUUCCUCUUUGGAAUUUGGGUUGAAGCCCGGAUUGGGAGAAUAAGAAUCUUUUCCAACAUCCGUACCUAAAUCAAAAUAAAUUUUACAUUCACUGGCCAGAUCAUGAGAAAAUAGAAAGACUUAGCCUUUUUAUAGCAUCUAUCAUGACUUCCAGACGGCCCAAAGCACUUCCCAAUUUUUGAGGGACUCGUGCAGUGCAGUCACUGUUAGAAUGUAGCAGAAACAAGAGCUCAUGGCUCCGCUGGUUUGUGCAGAGAAUCACAACUGAAUAAUAGGAAUAAGAAAAAACCUUUUGCUCCAAUAAAUCAGUCUCUCUGAGGCAAAAACAGAAAUUGCAGGAGAAACUAUGUUUUGGUUUUUGCUUUUUGUUUCAAUUUCAGUUCUCGUUUUGAAUCUUCAGUAUUCGUAGUUCUUUGUUUCAGUCUCUCUGAGGCCCCUGUCCAACAUCCCACUACAUUCUGAUCACCACUAAUGUUCUUGCCUGGCUGAUUAUUGCAACAUUAGCUCUCCCGAUCUAGAAGAGAAGACCUUCUUAAUAUGAAGGAGUUUCUGGGAUCAUCUGCUGACGGCAAGGCUUAAUGUUGAGAAUGAUGCACUGGUGACACGAAAGUGAAUGGUCUUAAAUCUACAAUGUCAUUUUCUGGCUCAACACACAUUUCUAUACUGAAAGAAAAUUUUCCAGAAUUUAAGCAUGUUGUUCAGCUAAAACUUGACAGUACAGAAGGAAAGAAUUUGACCUGUGUACCCGCAUCAAUUCUCCAAAAGAGCUUUGUCCUGGUAAGUUUUUAACAUUAGGGAAUAUCUCCAGUUUUUCAAUGGGAUAUAAUAGAUUGGUGUCAGGAGAUUUUCUCCAUGAGUUGAAGAUUCAUUGUCAGGAUAAGGAGCUGAUAAUUUAGCACUGAAAUGAGAGAAAUUCCUUCACUAAAAAAGUUAUGAAUCUUUGCAAUUCUCAUUUUCCCCAGAAUAUUUUGGGGGCUCUGUUGUUGAAUAUAUUUAAGCCUGGAUUGGACAGAUUUGAAGUCUCUCAGGAAACCAAAGGAUUUAGGGAGUGGAGUGAUAAGAGGAGUAAAAGCCCAGGGCCAGCAGUUUUGGGAUUGAAUGGAAGAACAGGCUUGAUGGGUUGAGUGGUGUACUGUCCUAUCUGAUUUCAUGUGUGAUUCUCAUUCUUCCUCUGUUUUUGUUUGCAAAUUAUCUUAAAUAUUGUACCAUAAACAAUGUAACAACGACCAGUUGCGGCGUUGUUAGGGAAUGGGAUUUUGAUGCAUGAUUUUCUGCCUUGAAUGCAAUUGCCAUCAAUAGAAACCCAGCUAAUGCACAGGUCAAGGGUAUUUUCACUAAUUUUUACUAGAAAUUCCUUAACUCAUUCAGUGAAUUGCGAUCUGUGUGCAGGCAGUGAUCUAUUAGAGAGAUCGAGCAUGUUAAUUCUGAAUCUCCAUCAGACCAGAUUGCGACCCUGUGUUAAAUGAUGUGAUUGCUGGAAGCAUAAUAAAACUCAUCAUCUCACACUUCUGCAAAGUUACACCUGAAUCCCCUUUUUAAAAUCCUAUUAGUAGGAAGCCUCAAUAAUUUAUACAUUCUGGAAAAUUUCUAUUUGUUGAGAAAUGUUUUUUGGGUUUUUUUGAGAUUUUUAAAGAAGUUGUUGGUUUUAAUUGAAAAAAUAACUAUUUUAAUGUACAAAGCGUUUUGAAGGUGUCGAACUAGUAUCAUGAUUAUAACCUACGAACUAUAGGCUUAGUUGUGAAGGAACUUUGACUGAACCCUGUAAUAUUGCUAUAGAAUUGUUCUGCCUUAAAACCUAUUUAUCUCUUCUAAUCUAUCUCAGUAUCAUAGCCAACAAUUCAACCAAAGCAACAUAACUACUCAUUUGAUGUUUGCAAGAUAUUUCUGUGCACAAACUGGCAGCUCUGAUUUCCCAUAUAACAGCAGUGACUGCACUUCGAAAGUAAUUCAAUGGCUGUAGAUUACCUCGGAACAUCCUGAGGACAUGCAAAACAGCAAAUGAAUGGAAAAUUCUCAUUGGGUGAGCUAGCAUUGAUGGAGAGAGAAACUGAGUUAAUGUUUUAGCUCUGUGACCUUUUAUCAUCAGCUCAAAUGAAGCUCCACAGAUGUUUCCUGACCUGUUGAGAAUUUCCAGCAUAUUCUGUUUUUCUUUCGGCAUCCACAGUGUUUUGCUUCAGUCUAAAUAAUUGCAAGGUUGUUUAUGUUGUCUUUAGUCUUUGAAGGCAUCUUAGACCGUUUGCAAAAUUGAUGCAGUAUAGAUGUAAGCUAUUAUUACUGUUCGAUCCACAAGACCAUCCCCUCCCCACAAUUCUAGUGCACGUAAUAUGUUUUCAAUGACUAACACUGAAAAACAACUUCUCUGUGAAGCUGUGCAGGCCAUCUAAUGGAAUUGUCCAGUUUUCUUUCCUUCCUUGCUGACAUCAGAACCCACUUAGCCUCUGCACCACUAGGCCUGCUCUGAUCAGCAACCAGGCAUGUGGGGAACCCACUGAUGCAAUCCUGUUUGUUUACCACUUGGUGGUGCUAUGCAUCACUACUCAUGCUAAUCCAGAUGAAGUGGUAGGACGUUCAAUGGACAUAUGGUGUCCAAAGUAGAAAGCCAGGAGAUUUGGUAAAUAGCAUUUGAUAAGGAUGACCACUUUAUUCUACCAAAGCUUAAGGCGUCUAUAAGAAUCAACAAUCAGAGCUAUCAGGGUAGAUUAGCAACCUGAUGACCUGGGGUAUAGACUGCCAUCCAAAUUACAGAAACUGCCCUCUUUUCAGUCGCAUUGGGUUCGAUAGAAAUGAAAAUUGGGCAAUUUCCAUUGUGACAAUCAUUACAGUUGUACCAUAAUACAGCUCAUUCCCUGGCUUAGCAGGUUGAAAAUCAUCCACCUCCAGUUUACUAAACUGAGAUUUCAUGCCAAAAUGCUUUCUCUUUUUACACCUUUCUCCUCUUACUCCCUUUCUCUGGACAAGAUGGAUAGGAGUCCUAAUUCAGUUCCCAGAUUAAGGUCUAUAUUAGGCUAUGCAACCAAUCACUAGGAAAUGCAAGAUGGAGGCCUAAUCUGGUUUACCCUUUUGGGAAAUUAAUUCUUAUCCAAACUCUGCACUUUGAGCCCAAAAAUAUGAAGCUAAUUAGAAGUUUCUAAUUCUUCUUGCUGAAGAGACCUUGUAGUUGUGAAAAUGUAAAAAUAAUUGAAUAUUUUUGCCUAAUAUAUAAAAUCUGUACUCUGAGUCCUAGUCUGGAAUGCAGCAUCAGCUAUGUGUAUAUAAAAAUGGUAUUUCUAUAGCUACUUCUAUAGAUAUUUCUAAAGAUAUUUCCAAAGAAUGCAACCUGGAUGUUCUAAGGAUGGAAUUCCUCCCUGUGGAAGAGGGUUCUCUUACUCUGAUAUUUGAACUUGUAUCAAUUCCCCAUUUGAGAAUCGAAUCCUCAAAUCUUCCCUUGUAUUGAUAGCCAAUGUCACUUUAAAUGCUGUCUAGUACAGUGAGGAAUGUUUGAGCUUAUACUAAGGGAUCUGAGUACAGAUUUGAACAUAUAUCUCUCCAUGUGGCACUUUAAUCUCAAUUUAAUAUUUUCACUAAGAAAUGAUUAUUUUUUUUCAAAUCCUAAAUUCAGAUUGCUGUAUUUUAUUGAAAACCAAAUGACCUAAAAAGAGCAGUUGGAGACUGUACCACUGCACUAAAAUAUACUUUAUUAAAAUAUAUGAAAUUAUUGAAACCUGUGAAAAGUCUAUAUUUGUCUUGGUGGAGCACUCUUAAAGUUAAGCAUGUGGAAAAAAUAUGUGUUUAAAAUAAUUCAACUCUCUCACUUCAUUCACAAAUUAUUGUUAAUAUAUAGUGUUUGUGGGAUACUCAUAUUGUGUGAAAUAGUUAAAUAUUGUUAGGAAAUUACUAAAUCAAACAGCUUGCAUUUACAUGUCAUUUUUAAGAUGAUAUAUUUAUUGGCAGGAAGAGAAAUCUAAAGGUUAUUUCAAGACUGAAGGUAUUAGCAAAAAUAUAUUCAACAGUUUGUUUCAUUCUCUAAUCAGCUGUAUCGGUUAUUGUAUAUCAAUGCUUUAUGUGAAUGCCUAGCAGUAAUGUCUUGGUUAUGUAUGUAUCAAAUUAAAUAU